Messenger RNA from Syngnathus acus (greater pipefish), 869 nucleotides. It is a transcript of the gene fhit, whose product is annotated as fragile histidine triad diadenosine triphosphatase. Gene Ontology annotation, molecular function: ubiquitin protein ligase binding; bis(5'-adenosyl)-triphosphatase activity. Gene Ontology annotation, cellular component: cytoplasm; nucleus; plasma membrane. Gene Ontology annotation, biological process: purine nucleotide metabolic process; negative regulation of proteasomal ubiquitin-dependent protein catabolic process; intrinsic apoptotic signaling pathway by p53 class mediator. The transcript has 7 exons. NCBI's taxonomy places the organism in Eukaryota, Metazoa, Chordata, Actinopteri, Syngnathiformes, Syngnathidae. The coding region runs from base 121 to 618 and encodes 165 amino acids. The record is from RefSeq and is a predicted model, not a curated record.
UUGUAGUUCCUUCAAUGUACAUUUCAAAGCAAUUCUCCACAAUAAAAACUACGGAAACCACAAUGCAACGGUAAGCGGUCAUCUUUUCCGGAUUCGGCCUUUCAGGGAGCGAGCGCCAACAUGUCAAGCCUGCAGUUUGGACAACACCUUAUCAAGGCCUCUGCCGUGUUCCUGCGGACAGAACUGUCCUUUGCUCUGGUCAACAGGAAGCCUGUGGUGCCUGGACGUAUCCUUGAACCCCUGCUAGGUGGGAGAACCUUUUCAGAUGUAUUGGUUUGCCCGCUCCGACGAGUGGAGCGUUUUCGGGAUCUUCGACCAGAUGAGGUGACCGAUUUAUUCUGUAGCACCCAGAGAGUCGCCGAGGUGGUGGAAAAGCACUACAAUGCUACAUCUCUCACCAUUGCCAUCCAGGAUGGCCCCGAAGCUGGACAAACUGUGAAGCAUGUCCAUGUCCAUGUGCUUCCCAGGAAGGCGGGUGACUUUGAACGCAAUGAUAGCAUCUAUGAUGAGCUCCAAAAGCAUGAUGACCAAGAUGAGAAUGUGCCCUCAAAGUGGAGAUCAGAGGAAGAGAUGGCAGCAGAAGCCGCAGUCUUGAGAAAUCAAAUUGGGAACUCUUAGAAGGUAGGACAGCAUGCAAUGCCACAGUCAACAGGGAUUGAUUGGGAAAGAAAAGAAAAUGAAGUUGAGUAUGCAAUAAUGCCUGGAGGAAUUGUGUUUAGUACUAGUAAAGUACUAGUGUGUCCAAAAGAAUAAAUACAAUGUUUUAAAAACUUAUGAUGAAACUCCAACCAAACUGACCACUUCUUGCCAUAGUAUUGUUAUUGAAUCGUCAUUGUCCCCACAGGGGGAAAUAAAUCUGGAUCAUGGUG